Molecule: messenger RNA, 5388 nt
Organism: Nomia melanderi (Alkali bee)
Lineage: Eukaryota; Metazoa; Arthropoda; Insecta; Hymenoptera; Halictidae
Source: RefSeq, a predicted model, not a curated record
GUGCCGCUGCUCCCAACUACUCGGGUCCACCGCAGCCUGGCCAGCAAUAUAAAUUUUCAAUCGGCGAGCUGUGCGAUCGUAUUAAGGAGGACUUCAACUUUCUUCAGUCACAGUAUCACAGUAUAAAGUUGGAGCUGGAGAAACUUGCUCAGGAGAAGACGGAGAUGCAACGUCACUAUGUCAUGUAUUACGAGAUGUCCUACGGGCUGAACGUGGAAAUGCAUAAACAGACAGAGAUAGCGAAGAGGUUAAACGCUAUAAUUGCUCAGAUCCUGCCGUUUCUCUCUCAGGAACAUCAACAACAAGUCGCCACUGCUGUUGACAGAGCCAAACAAGUGACCAUGACCGAACUCAACGCCAUUAUCGGGCAACAGAGGCCGGACCUGCCGAGGUUGCUUCAACAAAUGCAUGCACCACAGCUCCCGCCGGGCGCCGCGAUAGGGCCUCAUCCAGGUAUACCAGCGCUUCCUGGGCCUGGUAUUCCUACCUCGGCGUCCGCAGCACUUCUCGGAUUAGGGAUACCGCCGGGUGCAGCAGCCACUGCCGGUGGUACAGCUACUCACCCUCUUCCAAUGUUGACCAAGCCAGACCUUCAUCGGGGUCAGCCAGACGAUUUGAAGCCGAACGGAGGUCUUAAUCCCGCCGAGGAGAGGCAUAGAAAUUCGAUAUCGCCAGCGGAGCGCGAAAAGUACAGCAGACCCCGAAGCACUCCGGAUCCACAGCACCACGAUCACCUGCCCCUGAAGAAGAUGAAAAAGGAGCAGGACAAGGACAUAGGCCAUCAAAGCGAUGGUGAAAAGAGCGACCAGGACUUGGUGGUAGACGACGCGAGCGAAGGGCCCGCGAGUCCCGCGGCGAACGGCACAUCAUCGCCGAGGGAGAACGGCCUAGACAAGCUCGGUCCGUCCUCGGUACCUUUGAGCAGCCAGGUGAAGAAAGAAGUGCCGCCGCCGUCGCCGCGCAGCGGAACCAGCAGCAACGCCAGCACGCCUUCGGCGAAGAAGAUGGAGGAACGGGAGAAGCCCACUACUCCGAUCUCGAAACCUGUCACACCUACAUCAGCGGGUGGUAGCAGCUCCGGCUCUGGCGGUCUGAAGCCAUCGAGUUCCAGCAAACCGCUGGUCUCGGCUUCGGCGGUCGGCCCUUAUCCGCCACACUAUCUGCCGCCACAUCAUCCACCCGCAGGACCUCAUGCGGAUAUGUUGGGUUAUCCUCAGGCAGCACUAAAUGGAUAUCCCACAAGACCGCCUCUUCAGCAACUCUACGAUCCUCACGGAAGCAUGAGGGCACCUCUCGGACCCUUCAGUGUACCCGGUGGAAAACCUGCAUACAGCUUUCACGUAUCCAGCGAGGGCCAGAUGCAGCCGGUCCCGUUUCCACCUGAUGCUCUAAUUGGACAAGGAAUACCGCGUCACGCGCGCCAGAUAAAUACCCUGACACACGGCGAGGUAGUGUGCGCCGUAACGAUCUCAAAUCCGACUAAAUACGUUUACACCGGUGGCAAAGGAUGCGUCAAGGUCUGGGACAUCAAUCAGGGCGGCGGUGGUAGCGCGAAACACGUUUCGCAGCUUGAUUGCUUGCAGCGGGACAACUACAUCAGAUCAGUAAAGCUGCUACCAGAUGGCAGGACCCUUAUAGUGGGAGGCGAAGCGAGUAACCUCAGCAUCUGGGACUUGGCGAGUCCAACGCCAAGGAUCAAGGCAGAACUGACGUCGAACGCUCCGGCCUGUUACGCGCUGGCCAUUUCACCGGACUCGAAAGUAUGCUUCAGUUGCUGCAGCGAUGGCAACAUCGCGGUUUGGGAUCUUCAGAACCAAUCGCUGGUCAGGCAGUUCCAAGGUCACACGGAUGGUGCAUCUUGCAUCGACAUUUCCGCGGAUGGUUCGAAACUGUGGACUGGCGGUUUAGACAACACGGUGCGCUCGUGGGAUCUACGAGAAGGCAGACAGCUCCAACAACACGACUUCACCUCGCAGAUAUUCUCUCUCGGUUACUGUCCUACCGGCGAGUGGUUAGCGGUCGGAAUGGAGAACUCGAACGUCGAGGUGCUUCACGCUACCAAACCAGACAAAUAUCAACUUCAUUUACACGAGUCUUGUGUGCUUUCGUUACGUUUCGCUACCUGUGGAAAGUGGUUCGUUUCCACCGGCAAGGACAAUUUACUGAACGCGUGGCGUACACCUUAUGGUGCCUCAAUAUUCCAGUCGAAGGAAUCGUCAUCGGUACUCAGUUGCGAUAUUUCUACCGAUGACAAGUAUAUUGUGACCGGAUCGGGAGACAAGAAGGCCACCGUUUACGAAGUGAUAUACUGAAUUACCAUCACGAUUGCAUUACCGAAUGGAAAACUACGCUUUCAUAGUACUCGGAUAUCAAAGAGAAAGAAAAGCUAGGAACGUGUGCUUCAGGUUUCUAGGAAAAAGAAUGAAAUUUGUUUGGACAAAAGCACGUACUGAAGCUGUCAGUCCAGGAAGCAUAAGAAGCUAAGCGCUACCAUGAAUAUGGACUAUCUUUUUUUGUGAAACGAGUAACGAUGCAUCGCAAUGUGUUAUAUUUGUUAUAUUUGGAUGAAUCGCGGCGGCCGCCGUGGAUAGACAUGAUAAGUGCCGCCAGGGACUAAAAGUUACAUUAUAUAGAUAAAUAUAUAAAUAUAUAUAAACAUAAAGGUGGCAGAACGUUUUAGCUAUAUAAGGUUGUAUAGAGCGUAUAGUUAUAAAUAGAGAAACGAUGUCGAGCGAGACUGUGCGUAAUAAUGAUGUUCGCCCCAGAAUGAGAGGUCACGUGAGGGUCGGGACUCCGCCGACUUCGGUCAGAAGAAGUCGCCUGUGUAAUAUGUUACUAAUGUAAUAUAGCGUUUUACGGUUAAGUAAAUCAUACGCGUGACUGUGGGAGAUUGCGAGAUGGUGGACACACGGUAUUUUGGCUGCUCAUGCCGCGUGUGAUGUCCUCGUGCUUUAUUAACGGUUACGAACGAACGAAGAAUGGGUGGGGGGUGAUGUGUAUGGAUGACCGAUCUAGCGUGUAAACCCGUAGGAAUGUGUGUUGUGUUAAUGAAAUCCACGUAAUAAUAUCGAACACAUGCGUAGAGGAGAGAGAAAAAGAAAGAAAGAGAAGCAUCUAGGAUGGACAUAGCGGAUAUAGGGCUAUGAACUGAUGUGUAAUUUUCCGAUCUUGAUGGAAAUAUUCUCGAUAUUUCCGUGGCGAGGAAGUAACGUCAUCAUUUGUACUCGUACGUAUAGCCUGAGUUCUAGAGACUUUGUUGGUUCUUUCGUUACUAUAUCUCUGUGUCACCGCCGCCGAAUAGCAACUAUGUUCGGUAACUAUGGAAAUUUUGUGAAGGGCACGGAAGGAUAAACAGAAAGCGAUGCAUAGGAUCUCUCGACAUUUUCCAGAGCAAACACGCACGAUAGACGGAGGCGACCUCAUUUAGUCGUGUUAGAAUCUAUGAAAGAAUCCCCCGCGAGGUACAAGGUUUCCGAUGCGUCGCAUUUUACUCAUGACUCUUGAGUAAAGAUCGAAUAAAGUCUAUUUAACUUUCUGACCGUACACAUAUUUUUUAAGAACGGUACUCUAUUUACCACAAAACGAUCCAUCAACCGUUUACGAACGUAUCUUCGUAGUAUGUAUUUUAUUGAAGACACUAUAUCGGUUUUUUUUUUUAUCGGAGGACAACGUAACAACGUAACAUCGUAUCGUUGUACCGUCGUGAGGGGAUGAUGUGUUUGCGUGUAACGGAACCCAGUUUUACUCGAUGGAAAUACAUGAACACACACGAGGACGCGCACAGCCACAUAUGAUUUAAUCGUCAUUCCAGGCGUCAGGCGCGUUUACAUGACGAAAAACACACGGGCUACGCUCAUAAACGACACGUUUUUUGCAAGAUAUUAUACGAAAUAUUUUUGUGAUUGUCCACGACGGCCCUAGGUUUAACCGGGCAACCCGGGACGUAUCGCGAAUGGAAUAAGUCCAGUCACUUCAAUGGAAUACCCGUAGACUAUCAUAUGGUGAGAUUUUCAGCCUUGAAUGUCAACAUAGACUAUUUUCGGGCUUCGACACUCAGUUCUAGGCACCCAGACCAAUGCAGCUCAUAUUGCUGAAUACGAAUAUCUGACUUGGGUCCAGCGAGGGUGUCGAUUAGUUGAUCAUAUUCUUUAAACGAAUUUCAAGAAUGUUCAUAUUCAAUUUGUUUCACUCGCGGUACGUUCACAUUGAAUUGAAUUUAUCGUAUCAACAGGAAGAAAUUGACGAUUGCAUUUAAGUACAUUGGCGAUUUUUCUUCAUGCCAACGUAACGACGUGUGAAGUUAGGGUACUAGGUAGCGCGUCAUUAUUCGGAUCUGAAAUACGGUGAAAGCAGGGGAUGCAUAAUGGAGAUUUAUAUUUUGUUACAGGAUAACACACGUUUUACAUUCGCUGUGAUCGUCGUAGAAUCGACGCUGUAAUACUGCCCGCGUGCGAGGAUUAUCGUUAAGUAAACGCGAAUUUUUCACACGGAAAGAAUGUGGAGCGAUGGGUACACGAGAAAAUUUGAGAACAAGUGCGGAUAGAUUUUCGGCGAGCACAGCUCCGAACGAUAGACCAAUAGAAACAACGAUACCUCAAGAAGACUCAAUAGUUAAUUAUCACUUACGGAUUAACUUGUACAGAAUCGAUAUUCUUUUACAGUGAAUAAUACGCAUACCUGCGCAGAUGCAUUAGGACACACGCACAUUCACGUACACACAAAUCCACAGAAAACACAGACACUAAAGUACAGACGCACUAGGAAGAACAACGGCUAAAACGAAAUGGAAGCAACAGCGAGGUCGCAACUCGACACCUUGAAAUAAUUAAUAAUUGUGUCCCGCGUUCACUGAAUCGUGUCUCCGUGCUCACAGUUUGCACUCCGUGUGUACGAAAGUAAAGAGAAUGCGUUUCUAGCAGAGGAAAAAAAAGACAAGUGUUAAUCCUUUCCAAGCACAGUUCAUGUUGUUCCUAUAGCUACGCGAAAAUUGUUUCUUUCAACAAUUAAAUCAUCUAUAUCUAUAUACAUUGGAUGUUUUAUUAAUCCUCACUCAGCCUCAUAUCCUUCCGGAAAACAUUUAAUUUGAUGCAUUGACUCUGAGAACAUUGAUUCUGAUGCAAUUCACUUUGAGAACAUGAGUGAAAAAUUAUUUUAAACCACAAGGGAAUUUCUGUUCUCAGUAUUCAUUGUUUUGAUCACUCAAAUAAGUAAAUUUAGUUGUAGCUAGGUCGAAAUAACCCUGUAUUUAUUAGAAGGGGAUUGAUAGUAAAUGUUCAGAGAAUUAAUAUAUUUUUCAGAAAAAUUAAUUUCCAACAAAUGGACUGAAAAAUAAAUAGAAUAGAUAAUGUAUUUCAAAUGUAGAUGUUUGAUCUAGAGUUGUAGGAAAUU